Rhipicephalus sanguineus (brown dog tick) is the source of this 1047-nucleotide messenger RNA. RefSeq lists its product as uncharacterized. Lineage: Eukaryota; Metazoa; Arthropoda; Arachnida; Ixodida; Ixodidae. The record is from RefSeq and is a predicted model, not a curated record. The transcript has a single exon. Bases 1 to 1047 code for a protein of 348 amino acids.
AUGGGAGAAAUAACAGCAGAGCCCUCACGAUUGGCGGGGCCUGCAGCGGAGCCAAGAGCAGUGAGCGCGGCUGUAGCCGAGCUCACUGCGAUGGCAGCGCGAAGCACAUACACAACAGCACUCAGCAGCAGGCACAAAGCCAGCGGAAAUGACAACGGCAGCUACAGAGCCAGUGCUCAUGGCAGCGCAAGGCUAAAUGCCCGCAAAAAUGGCCGUGACAGCCGCCGUCCAAGCGGUAGUGUCAACGGCAAUGGCGACGGCAGCUGCAGAGGCAACAGCAAUGACAGCGAUCAUAUUAGAGCCAGUUGGAAGGCCAGCGGCAGGCACAGAGCCAACAGCGAUAGCUGCGGCAACAGCAGCGGAAACGGUUGUGGCAGCCUUAGAGCGAGCAGCACUGGCAGUAAUAGCAGUCACCUCAGCAGAAGUGGUAGCGGCAGAGCCAACACCAAUGACAGCGACCGCAACAUAGCGAGUCACAGUGACACUGGCAGCCGCAGAGCCAGCGAAAGGAGUAGAGUCGGCAGCAAUGGCAACUGCAAGAGAAGAUCCCGCGCCAAUGGCAUCAACAGAGACCGCGGAAAUGGCAGCGAUAACAUCGCAGGCAGCCGCAAUGGCAGGGGUGGCAGCGCUAACAGUAAAGGCAGGACCAGCCGCAGUGCCAGAAACAAUACCAGUGACGGCAGCAGAGUCAGCAACAACAGCAGCGACACCGGCAGAGCCAGCAGCAGUGGCACCGGAGGCGGCAGAGCCAGCAGCAGUGGCACCGGAGGCGGCAGAGCCAGCAGCAGUGGCACCGGAGGCGGCAGAGCCAGCAGCAGUGGCACCGAUGGCGGCAGAGCCAGCAGCAGUGGCACCGAUGUCGGCAGAGCCAGAAGCAGUGGCACCGGAGGUAGCAGAGCCAGCGGCAGUGGCACCGAAGGCAGCAGAGUCAGCAGCAAUAAAAGCGAACGUGGCAGAGCCAGCAGCAAUGACAGUGAAGGCGGCACAAACAGCAGUAGUGGCAGCGAACGCGGCCGAGCCAGCAGCAAUGGCAGCGAACGCGGCUGA